AUGCUCAAAAGAAAAACAUUUUGGACACUUGAAACCAAAAGACGGAAACGCCAUGCUAUGCCCUUGCCCCAUGCCAGCACAAUACCUCCAGGCCCCAAGCCUGGCCCAGAAGACACAAUGACCAAAAAAGAAGAAAAGAGUACAAGAAUAACUUCCUCAAAUUGCCCCAGUCGCCAAGACUGCGCAAAAGAGAAUAGGCCAGCGAAAAAAACGGAUCAGCGAAGAAACGAUGUCUCGCGCGAACGAAGCCGACUAGGAAAACGCAGGGAUUGCCGAGAUACGGGGAACACCGACAUCGCGGCGACCAUGGUGGCGGGCGCGGUGCACAAAGGAGAAAGCGGAGGCGUGGAUCAGCGCGUCGUCGUUUCUAGUGUGCGGGCGGGGGAAUGGAUCAGUCUGGUGCUGAUGUGUGGUGGUGGUAUAUGGUAG
Messenger RNA from Plenodomus lingam JN3, 429 nucleotides. RefSeq lists its product as uncharacterized. NCBI's taxonomy places the organism in Eukaryota, Fungi, Ascomycota, Dothideomycetes, Pleosporales, Leptosphaeriaceae. The record is from RefSeq and is a predicted model, not a curated record.